Molecule: messenger RNA, 3308 nt
Organism: Erigeron canadensis
Lineage: Eukaryota; Viridiplantae; Streptophyta; Magnoliopsida; Asterales; Asteraceae
Product: phytosulfokine receptor 2
Exons: 1
Coding region: 7-3072 (1021 amino acids)
Biological process (GO): protein phosphorylation
Molecular function (GO): receptor serine/threonine kinase binding; ATP binding; protein kinase activity
Source: RefSeq, a predicted model, not a curated record
AAGAAAAUGGGUUUUAUCAAUUGGGUAUUUUUGUUUGGUUUUCUUUUGAGCUCAUUUUUGAGUGUUGAAUCAACCUUAGGCCAAACUUGUCAUCCAGAUGAUUUGUUAGCUUUAAAGGAAUUUGCUGCAAGUUUCAAAAAUGAGUCAGUACUUACAUCUUGGUCAAGUGAUGGCAAUUGUUGUCAUUGGGAUGGUGUUAUUUGUGAAAGUGAGGCCAAAAAUAUGUCAAAAGUGUCAACUAGAGUGACAAUGUUGAGGUUGUCUGCAAAAGGUCUAAAGGGAGUCAUUUCGAGUUCGAUAUCUCGUUUAGAGAAUUUGAAGUCUCUUGAUUUUUCCUUUAAUGAAUUAAAAGGAGAAUUGCCAAAAAAUUUGUCAAAUUUGAAAAAUCUUGAAUUUUUCAAUGUGUCAAAUAAUUAUCUGAGUGGGGAGUUGUUAGGGGUUGGGGAAUUCCCCAAUCUGAUUGCAUUCAACUUGAGCAACAAUUCGUUUUCGGGUGAAUUUAAUUCACAAAUUUGCUCCAAGAACCUUCAGUUUCUUGAUUUAUCAAUGAAUCAUCUUACUGGCAAUCUUGAAGGCUUUAAGAACUGUGGCAAGUCUAUUCAAGAACUGCGUCUUGAUUCGAAUUCAUUUACGGGUGAUCUCCCUGAGUUUGUGUACUCAUUUUCAUCCCUGAAACAUCUGUCUCUUGCUUCCAACAACUUCUCGGGCCAGCUAAGCACGAAACUCAGUAAGCUUUCGAAUCUCGAAUCAUUAGUUAUAUCUGGGAAUCAAUUUGUUGGUCCACUGCCUAAUGUAUUUGGGAACUUAACACAUUUAGAACAGCUUAAUGCACACUCAAAUUCAUUCUUAGGAGAAUUACCUUCCACUAUAGAAGCAUGCUCUAGGCUAAAGAUACUUGAUCUUCGUAACAAUUCGUUAUCGGGUACCUUAGGUAUCGAUUUCUCCAAGUUGACUAAUUUGUGCAUCCUUGAUUUUGGUAGUAAUCAUUUUAAUGGUUUAUUGCCAAGCUCACUUUCUAAGUGCCAUGAUCUGAGAAUCUUGAACCUUGCCAAAAACAAAUUAUAUGGUGAAGUUCCUGUUAGCUACACAAACCUUUCCAACCUUUCGUAUCUUUCUUUUUCUGGCAAUGGGAUCACUAAUUUACCACAUGCUAUAUCGGUUUUACAAAAGUGCAAGAAUCUCAGCACUCUUAUUCUCACCAAAAACUUCCAUGGGGAAGAACUUCCUGUCAGUGUGAACGGGUUUGACCAAUUAAUGGUCUUGGCAAUUGCAAAUUGUGCUCUGAAAGGUCAAAUCCCAAAUUGGUUACUUGGUUGUCCAAAACUAGAAGUUCUCGACUUGUCUUGGAAUCACUUGGACGGUGCCAUCCCUUCUUGGAUUGGUCAAAUGGAGAGGCUCUUUUACUUGGAUAUCUCGAACAAUUCACUUAGUGGUCCACUACCUAAAAGUUUGACCGAAUUGAAGAGCCUCGUUUCUUUGAACUUUAGUUCUUCAAUUCUUGGAUCAGCUACUGGAAUCCCAUUGUACGUCAAGAGAAAUGAUAGUGUUAAAGGUCUUCAGUACAAUCAAGUUUUGAGCUUUCCUCCAUCACUAUAUCUCAGCCACAACAAAAUAAAUGGGACGAUUUUACCAGAAGUUGGGAAGUUAAUACAGCUUCAUGUGUUAGAUUUAAGCAACAACAACUUGUCUGGGACAAUCCCGAGCACGAUUUCAGAGAUGGGAAACUUAGAAGUUCUUGAUUUGUCAUCAAACAAUCUUCAUGGAUCGAUCCCAGCUUCACUGAACAAGCUCUCCUUUCUUUCAAUGUUCCGUGUUGCUAAUAAUCACUUGGAGGGUCCUAUCCCUACAGGAACUCAGUUCUCAGGAUUCCCGAGCUCGAGUUUUGAAGGAAAUUCUGGACUUUGUGGGGAAUCCCUUUCUCCUUGCAGUGUGAAUACAGUUCCACCUAUACGAUCCAAUUCCAGUAGAAAAUUGGGACGGAACAGUAUAUUUGGAAUCGUACUUGGUGUUGGAGCUGGAAUUGCAAUUUUGCUAACAAUCAUAAUCAUAAAAAUGUCGAGAAGGAAACAUGGGCAACUAAUUGGGGAUUUGGAGGAUGAGACUGAUAACAGGACAAAUGGAUUGUCUGGUGUGUUUAAUGCUUCAAAGCUGGUUCUUUUCCCGACAUCUGGUUGCAAGGAUCUCACGGUUACAGACGUAGUAGAAGCAACGAAUAAUUUCAGUCAAUCUAACAUAAUUGGAUGCGGUGGAUUCGGCCUCGUUUACAAAGCCAAUCUUCCAAAUGGGUCAAAAGCAGCUAUCAAGAGACUCUCAGGUGAUUGUGGGCAAAUGGACCGAGAAUUUCAUGCUGAAGUAGAAGCCCUUUCGAGAGCCCAACACAAGAACCUGGUUUCGCUUAAAGGGUAUUGCAAGUAUGGCAAUGACAGACUAUUGAUCUACUCUUACAUGGAAAACGGAAGUUUGGAUUAUUGGCUGCAUGAACGGGUUGAUGAAGAACCACCAUUGAAAUGGCGAACAAGGUUGAAGAUAGCAAAAGGAGCUGCGCAGGGAUUAGCAUAUUUACAUAAUGAGUCCAAAAUAAUCCACCGUGACAUCAAAACAAGCAAUAUCCUACUUGAUGAGAGAUUCAAGGCUCAUUUAGCUGAUUUUGGGCUCUCAAGAUUGUUAUGCCCAUAUGACACACAUGUAACUACUGAUUUAGUAGGAACGUUGGGGUACAUUCCACCCGAAUACGGUCAGACACUUUCUGCAACUUUUAAGGGUGAUGUUUACAGCUUUGGUGUUGUUCUUCUUGAACUCAUUACAGCCAGACGACCAGUUGAAGUUGGUAAGGGGAAGAACUGCAGGGAUUUGGUUUCAUGGGUGUUCCAGAUGAAACUCGAAAGUAGAUAUGCUGAAAUAUUUGAUUUAUUGAUAUGGGAUAAAAGUUGUGAGACUCAAAUGCUGGAAGUUUUGGGCAUAGCUUGCAAAUGUUUGGAUCAGGAUCCUAGAAGGAGACCUUCGAUUGACCAGGUUGUGUUAUGGCUCGAUGGGGUUGCAGAACUAGGCCAUAACCAUAGCCGCAGCAGGUGAUUUCAGAAGAAAGUUUCCGUUGAAUGUUAGUUUCAGGUAUCAAGUAUCAAGUGUAAAGUAAUAAUUAUAGAAGUCUUUCAUUGAAGUUAUAUUAAGUUCAUUAUAUAGUUGUUUUCUUGUUAUAUAGACUGGUUUAUUUGCUGCUAGAUGUAAUAUAGCCUAUAAUGUUCUUUUGUUGUUCUGUAUCAUCUUGUAAAGAGCAUCUUUUAAGUGAAAUACUAAUGUCUUAUCUGUUA